Messenger RNA from Malus domestica (apple), 1517 nucleotides. Its product is annotated as ceramide synthase LOH2-like. The record is from RefSeq and is a predicted model, not a curated record. Lineage: Eukaryota; Viridiplantae; Streptophyta; Magnoliopsida; Rosales; Rosaceae. Gene Ontology annotation, molecular function: sphingosine N-acyltransferase activity. Gene Ontology annotation, cellular component: membrane. Gene Ontology annotation, biological process: ceramide biosynthetic process.
CACAAGAUCCAUUGCCAUUCACCUCUCUCUCCCCCUUACGUGCUCGCACACUCCUUCCCUAACCAGCAAAAUCCCCAAUUUCGUUCCCGCACCGAGAGAUAAUUAGGGCAAAUACAGAUCCCCAAGAUUGGGAAAUGGAAGAAAAUCGCGUGCAAUUGUUGCAAUGCGGUUGCUGAUUGAUCGAAUCCAUUGAGGUCGGAAGCUGUACUGGAAUUUGAUCCGCUGAUUGAUGCUCUUCGGCCGAGCCCUGGUUCCAAGACACCGCCCAUGGAUUCGUUCUGGAGCCACAAUGUGGCACCGGACUCAUGGGAUUUCCUCAUCGCUGUCUACUUCGCUUUCGGAUUUUUCGUUGCUCGCCUCUUCUUUGACAGAUUCAUCUUUCGCAAAAUUUCUGUCUGGUUGUUGAGGAAGGGAUCUGCUCCAUUGAAGCUUGAUAUGGCCACGCUGGCAAAGAUUGUAAAAUGUUCGGAGUCAAUGUGGAAGCUAACAUACUAUGCCGCUGUUGAAGCAUGCAUUCUUAGCAUAGGCUACCAUGAGCCUUGGUUCAGAGAUACAAAAGAGUACUUUAAAGGCUGGCCAAACCAAGAGCUGGGGCUUCCCCUAAAGCUUUUCUAUAUGUGUCAGUUGGGAUUCUACAGCUACAGCAUUGCUGCCCUCCUUACAUGGGAGACUCGAAGGAAGGAUUUCUCAGUGAUGAUGUCUCACCAUGUAAUUACUGUUCUUCUAAUUGGGAUCUCAUACAUAACAAGCUUUUUUCGGAUUGGCUCAAUCAUUCUUGCCCUGCAUGACGGAAGUGACGUAUUUAUGGAAAGUGCCAAGGUUUUCAAGUAUUCUGAGAAGGAGCUCGCGGCAAGUGUGUUCUUUGGAUUUUUUGCUGUUUCAUGGGUCAUACUGCGGUUAAUAUUCUUCCCCUUCUGGGUCAUAAGCGCAUCAAGCUAUGAUCUUCGUGACUGCUUGGAUCUAUCGAAGCCCUCCCCCAAAGCUCUGUAUUAUGCAUUCAAUACAAUGUUACUGACCCUUUUUGUGUUCCACAUAUACUGGUGGGUUAUGAUUUGCUCAAUGAUAAGGAGACAGCUGAACAAUAGAGGAAAAGUUGGAGAAGAUAUUAGAUCAGAUUCAGAGGAUGAUGAUUAGGCGGAAGAUUUUCCCAAGUUCUUUUUUUUUUAGUAUGAUGAGGAGACUGCUUUUGACAUGGUUUAUCGCUGCACUCUAAAAUGGUCAUUAUCUGUAGGAAGGGCUUUGAUAAUUUCUUCCAUUUAUAAAUUUUCUAUGAUGAUUCUAAUGUGUAGUUGUAUGGAGGUAGGAACAUGGAGCAUGUCUCAUGAUAUAUUUGUUUGCCUUUCCCGGUGGAGUGUUUGUUUUGUUAACCUUUCCGGUGUAUAAAUAGAAGGCAAUUCUUGUAUAAUUCUUCUCUGGAUAAUCACUUGUUUCGACUUGGCCUUUGUAUCGAGAAAUGAAAGGUAUUCACAAUAUAGAAAAGAGAAAAUUUCUAUGGUAUGCUAUGUGAUUUGAUUCAA